This is a messenger RNA of Lytechinus variegatus (green sea urchin), 700 nucleotides long. RefSeq lists its product as uncharacterized. Bases 87 to 422 code for a protein of 111 amino acids. The record is from RefSeq and is a predicted model, not a curated record. NCBI's taxonomy places the organism in Eukaryota, Metazoa, Echinodermata, Echinoidea, Temnopleuroida, Toxopneustidae. The transcript is spliced from 3 exons.
UUAUAAUAUAGUUGACAUCUCGAACAGUAUUUCCGGGUUACGUUUGCUUGAAUUUUAAUAAACUGGUAUAUUAUCGGAGAAAGAAAAUGAUCACAAUGACGUCAUUACUCCAUGUGUGUAUAGCCAGUGUGCUGUCUGUCCUCGGUUUCCUCGUGGAUAAAGCAGUGUCACAGACGACAGACACGAUGAAUGAGACUGUUAUCAUCGCACCAGACACAGGAGCCCAGGUCCUCAAUUUCCGGUAUCUGUCGACGGACGAAAGAGCGGCUCUCUGGGCCUGUUUUCUCGGUGGACUGAUGGCGAUCGCUGGAGCUGGAAUCCUCUACUACGAAUACCGUCUCAAGAAAUACGAGCAGUUCUUCCCGUACAACCCAAGGAAGAAGUACAAGAAGUCCAAGGGCGUUGAAGAAACAUCUCAUUGAGCGCAUGGUUAUUUUCGAUUGAUGCGAUCAUGGACUAAAGUCUCGACAAGAAUAUAUGCCGUCUAAGGAAAAAAAAAGUUUCUUCUUAUUCAAGAGAAGAAGUACUAGACAUCCGUGAUAAUGGAAGAGACAUCACAUUGACAGGAAUUUCAAAGUUUUAUUAUCUGCUUUAGUUGAUGUAAACAUGGACAAACCUCGUCAGAGAUCAUGCAGCAUCUCAAGAAAUAUAAGUUGUUAUACUUAUUAUUCUUAAGGAGAAGUGCAAGAAAUCCUACAGA